UCUAAAAGGCAAUUGCAUUUUAAUUUCCCCACACAGCCAUAUCGUUAUAUUCGAUUCACUUUAUUAGACGGAGCUAUAAAUUAACAUCACUUGUGAAUUCAAAUAUGUGCAUAUAUCGAUGCGAAAGCCAUUUUUUGUUUCUUCUUGCCAAUUUAUUUUUUCUGGUUAUAGAGAGUAAGAGCAACAUGAGAUUUAAUAGAACAAUUAUAUAAACAUUUGAAGCCAUUGUAAUGCUAGUGCUCAGGCGCGUUGGCUGUUAAGCAUGCGGAUGGGUUUCUACAGCAAUUCAAAGUGUCAACAUAACCAACUGUGGUCCACACUGCAUGCACACGUUCAUCAAUGAAAGGAUCGCUCACUCCUCGACUUGAACAUUUGCACAUGUUGGCAUACAAUAUUCUAAGAGGUACAUGUCAAUUUCUGCCCUUGGUCACAUGACUGGCGCUCUCUGGAAUGGAUGGAGAUGGAUCUCCACGUCAGCUCACGUCUCAAAAUUUCAGCUCUGCGGAUCUGCUUCAAAGCCACUGAAGCUGAAGCAGCUCUGUACUACGAUGCGAGGCAGUACUAUGGUUGUGGAUUGCCCAACCAAGUGUCAUGAUGGAUUUUGAUGAGCGGGUACCCGUUGGGUCCAACAUGUAUUUGCCCGGCUGUACUUAUUACGUGUCUGGAACGGACUUUUCCAGCCUUCCUCCUUUUCUGCCCCAGACCCCGUCUUCUUGCCCCAUGACAUACUCAUACUCCACGUCCAGUUUGCCACAAGUUCAGAGCGUAAGAGAGGUAUCUUUCAGGGACUAUGCUAUUGACACGUCCAGUAAGUGGCACUCCAGGGGCAAUCUGCCACACUGCUACGCGACCGAAGACAUGGUGCACAGGGAGUGCCUGUCCAAUCCAGCAACUUUGGGAGACAUGUUAUCGAAAAAUAACUCUGUUCUUUACCACUCCAACUCGAGCCACACGUCCAACGUGUACGGCAGCGUGGGGAGGAACGGAGUGCUUCCUCAAGCCUUUGACCAGUUUUUCGAGACAGCGUACGGGAACGUGGAAAAUCAGCCGACCGAGCAUCCGGUGGACAGAGCAACCAGCAAGGCGCCUCCACCCGCAGAAUCGGGCAGCGACAGUUGUCGGGGAACAGAUGAGACCGAGCGGUGUGAAGAGACAAGCAGCCCGGAGCCAUCUUCCGGCAACAACGAAGAGAAAUUCAGCGGCAGCAGCAAUGGACAGAAGACACGGAAAAAGAGGUGCCCUUACACGAAAUAUCAGAUUAGAGAGCUGGAGAGAGAAUUUUUCUUCAGUGUUUACAUCAACAAAGAAAAGAGGCUACAGCUUUCCAGAAUGCUCAACCUCACCGACCGUCAGGUCAAAAUAUGGUUUCAAAACAGAAGGAUGAAAGAAAAAAAAUUGAAUAGAGACCGUCUGCAAUAUUACACCACGAACCCUUUGCUUUAGAUCGUCUAUUCUCGAGAAAUCAUUAAAGGCGAGAUGGUUCAUUUCAAGUUCGUGGAUGCACAUUCCGGCUCCCAGAGACUGCUUCGAGACGAGAUGUGACCUUCAUUCCAUUGACAGACUUUUUCAUCGAUAUAAACAUAAAUGUAUAUUCUCUGUAAUCUUUGCAUUUUGAAAUGUAAAAUUAUAAUAAUUAUUAUUAUACUAUUAUUUUGAUUUUUAUCAUCCUCCAUUCUAUUCACUUAAGUAAUUAUUAAGUUUACAGGGAUUUAGUUUUUGUUGUUUUUAUGACCAAUAUCUGUAGGCUAAUUUUGGCUUUUGUGUCAUACAGCAGCAAGUAUAGGCUAUUUUUGAAAUCCAUUUCGAUGGGGGGAAAUGUUGGCGAGGGGAGACAUAAAAAGAAGUGGACAAGAAUGUGGAUUUUAAUGUUACAUGUUCCGUAUGUGUGGUGUGUAUAUUAUUAGACUAUUUUCUCCACAUUCGAUAACGCACAUUAUGAAUAUGGCGUAAGCUUUUUGGAAACGAAAUGUAUCAUUCGCGCUAUAUUCUCUUAUACUUGAACUGUGUGGACUUAAAAUUGUAUUUGAUAUAUGUUACUUUACUGUGCAUUUUCCAGUAAAUUCGGGUGACUCGACAACACGUGUGUUCAAAAAUACAAAAAGGGAUGAAAUUAUUAUUUAUUAUUAACGAAUAUUGGACAUUAUCAUAAAGCAAUAACUGAACCAGCAUGGACACUCCUUGAGUAAUGAAUUGUAAUUUCUUUUUUAGAAUUCUGUUUCUCCAUCUUGUCUCUAAAAUGUGUGAAACUAAAACUCGAUGUUGCAAAACCCAUUCAUGUUCAUGAUAAUCUCUCGUGUUUCUAACAUCUCUUCAGUGUUAUAUAAAUCAGUCUCUUGAAA
This is a messenger RNA of Danio aesculapii, 2339 nucleotides long. It is a transcript of the gene hoxa11b, whose product is annotated as homeobox A11b. Gene Ontology annotation, biological process: regulation of transcription by RNA polymerase II; anatomical structure development. The coding region runs from base 592 to 1443 and encodes 283 amino acids. Lineage: Eukaryota; Metazoa; Chordata; Actinopteri; Cypriniformes; Danionidae. Gene Ontology annotation, cellular component: nucleus. The transcript is spliced from 2 exons. The record is from RefSeq and is a predicted model, not a curated record. Gene Ontology annotation, molecular function: DNA-binding transcription factor activity, RNA polymerase II-specific; RNA polymerase II cis-regulatory region sequence-specific DNA binding.